Molecule: messenger RNA, 594 nt
Organism: Lactuca virosa
Lineage: Eukaryota; Viridiplantae; Streptophyta; Magnoliopsida; Asterales; Asteraceae
Source: the annotation of a GenBank genome assembly
AUGAGACAUUUUGAGGUGUUAGCAAGUGGCUUAAAUCAGUUUGAAGUGGGGAGAACAGCAUACAUCUCCUACCUAAAUAGGGAUGUGGAAGCAUAUGUGGAUGUGAUGUUUACUACAACCACAUACAUGAAAAGUUACAAAUACAUAAUUGCAACCUUGAAUGGAAGUGACUUGUGGCCACAUACAGAAUAUAUCCCACCUUUGCCACCUAUUAAUAGGAGAAUGGCUGACAGGCCAGUGACUAAAAGAAAGAGGGGUGUUGUUGAAAGACUUGCUAGCCAUAAGGUAUCUAAGGCUGGAAAGAAAAUUAAGUGUAGCAUAUGCAGGGAGCCCGGUAACAACAAGGCCACUUUCCCUACAAAAGGACCAGAUCAUGUUAACACAAGGAAGAAAAAAAAACAAAAGGUUAGUGAAUGUGGCAAUAAUGGAGUAGGUGUCAAUCAAGUUAAUAAAGGAUGGAAGGAACAUGAGGAGGUGGAACUCCCUCCAAUUGAGGUACAAGUUACUGCAACUGAGAUGCCAGUUAAUCCAACUGAAGAAGGUGGUUUUAAUGCACAAUUUGGUCCAUUAGUGGUAGUGCACAAGUUCAAGUGA